Messenger RNA from Lathyrus sativus (Indian pea), 942 nucleotides. Lineage: Eukaryota; Viridiplantae; Streptophyta; Magnoliopsida; Fabales; Fabaceae. The record is from the annotation of a GenBank genome assembly.
AUGGAAGCAAAGAAAGUUCCAGAUGUGGUUCUAAAUUCAGGAAAAAAGAUGCCAGCGAUAGGAUAUGGAACAGCAACUCCUCCUCCUCCAAUAGCUUUGAUUGAUGCUAUUGACAUUGGCUACAGACAUUUUGAUACUGCUUCUUUGUAUAAUACUGAAGAACUUCUAGGCCAAGCUGUGUCAAAAGCUUUAGAGGAAGGCCUCAUUAAAAGUCGCGACAAAUUGUUCAUUACUUCAAAAUUAUGGUGUACUGAUGCUCACCAUGACCUUGUUCUCCCAGCUCUCAAAACCACCCUCAAAAAGCUGGGCUUGGAGUAUGUGGAUCUCUAUUUAAUACAUUGGCCAGUGAGGUUGAAACAAGAUGUUAAAGGCUUAAACUUUAAAGGUGAGGAUUUGAUUCCCUUUGACAUAAAAGGAACAUGGGAAGCUAUGGAAGAGUGUCAUAGACUGGGCUUAGCAAAGUCUAUUGGUGUUAGCAACUUUGGUAUCAAAAAGCUCUCCAUACUCUUAGAAAAUGCUAAAAUCUCUCCUGCAGUUAAUCAGGUGGAAAUGAACCCAUCAUGGAAUCAAGGGGAACUCAUAGAAUUUUGCAAGAUGAAAGGAAUUCAUGUUAGUGCAUGGUCACCACUAGGAGCAUACAAAGAUCCUUGGGGAUCGGCUGCAGUUAUGGACAAUCCAAUUCUGCAUGAAAUUGCUGAGGCUAAAAAGAAGAGUGUAGCUCAGAUAGUACUGAGAUGGAUAUACCAGCAAGGGGCAACUCCCAUUGUGAAAAGCUUCAAUAAAGAGAGGAUGAAACAAAACAUUGAAAUAUUUGAUUGGGAAUUGAACCAGGAAGAGUUGGACAGAAUCAAUCAGAUUCCUCAAAGAAGAACCCUAAAUGCAGAAAUCUUCAUAUCAGAAAAUGGACCUUACAAAUCCAUGGAGGAGUUGUUGGAUGACUGA